AUGAAGAAUCGACCGUCUCUCGUGCUGGAUGCGGCAGUGGUGGAAAAGUUCCAGCAGGACUCGAAGUCCUAUCAGAUCAACAGCAACAACUCCUUGCAGUUCCGCGCAUUCCUCUUCAGCGAGGCUGGUAUGUACACGAAGGACGGUCGCGAGUUGCCGAGCACCGUGAAGAAGGAUGACAUUGACUACUCGUCGAAGCGCAACGUCGGCGCCGGAGCGAGCGGCGAUGUCUUUUUCGCGCGCCUCAAAACGGGUACAUCAAUUGCCUUGAAGCGGAUCCCCAUCUCGUCCAAAGCGCAUCGAGACGAAGUAGACCGUGAGCUUCAGGUCUUCAUGGCCCGCGGCGAUUCUCCGUAUGUAAUGAACAACUACGGCGCUUUUUGGGAUGCCGAGGACGACGCGAUUGUGAUCCCGAUGGAGUGGAUGCCGUAUACAGUAAAAGACCUCGGACUGUUUUGGGGCGGCUUCAACGAGCAGCUCUUGAAGGCAGUCUUCUUCCAGGUGGUGUCUGGCCUGGUUUACCUGCAUGAUGUGAAGCGGGUGCUACACCGCGACUUAAAGCCGAACAACUUGCUCAUCAGUGAGAACGGCUACGUGAAGAUAGCUGACUUUGGUGUGUCAAAGCUGAUUCAAACGCUUGCUGUUUCGUCAACGUACGUUGGCACCAUGUGCUUUAUGGCUCCUGAGAGGUUGGAGCAAGGCAUGUACGGUUUUAGCAGCGAUGUCUGGUCACUGGGACUCACCAUGAUCGGGGCCGUCACCGGCAAGAACCCGUGGGCACCGCCGGAGGAGAUGAACCUCUACCAGCUACUGGACAAGAUGGCCAACGGAAGCACGCCGACACUUCCCAAGUCCGGCACGUUUUCCGAUGAUGUGAAGGACUUUGUGAAGCAGUGUCUCGAGCGUGACCCUGACACCCGUCCAACGUGCGCAGAGCUGCUUCGACACCAAUUCUUCGCUGGUGUAACCACCAAAAGUGCCGUGGCGAUGGUCAAGAUGGCAGUGGAGCAGAUGACCCGCCUGAUCAAUAACAACGCACAGAAGGAGAAGGAGGUCGCUCGAUCACAUGAGUCUCUCGAGAAGGAUGUGAAGGCACAGCUUGAUAAAAUGGUCUCAUAG
Molecule: messenger RNA, 1119 nt
Organism: Leishmania braziliensis MHOM/BR/75/M2904
Lineage: Eukaryota; Euglenozoa; Kinetoplastea; Trypanosomatida; Trypanosomatidae
Product: putative mitogen activated protein kinase
Exons: 1
Coding region: 1-1119 (372 amino acids)
Biological process (GO): MAPK cascade; protein phosphorylation
Molecular function (GO): ATP binding; MAP kinase kinase activity
Source: RefSeq, a predicted model, not a curated record